Macrosiphum euphorbiae (potato aphid) is the source of this 351-nucleotide messenger RNA. The record is from the annotation of a GenBank genome assembly. Lineage: Eukaryota; Metazoa; Arthropoda; Insecta; Hemiptera; Aphididae.
AUGAUAAUGGCGGAAUGGAUAUAUGAUGAAUGUUAUAAUGUACUUUUCAAUUAUGUCAAGAAAAAUAAAAUUGAUAAAGUUAUAAAGGUAUUACAAAUUAGUAAUACUUGGAUUUUCAACGAUCCAGUAUUGUUUGUUGUUACAAAAAUUCUUGUAGCUCUAGAAGAAAAUCAAAAUGUAAGAAAUUGUGCUGGAAAACUUUUAGAUAGUCUUAAUCUUCAUAAAAAGUUAUCAACAUGUUCAAUUCAAUCAGGAGUCAACAAAGUAUUGAACGAUUCGGGCACUAAGGAAGAGUAUCCAAAUUUGUCAAACUUAGUUUCAGAUAUAGUUAUAUAUCAGUCUAAACAUUAA